AUGGAGACAAGUCCACCAGCUGUAGCAAAGAAGCUAUGGAACAUUGUACGGAUAGUGUUCUUCAUGUUAAAGACAGGGAUAUUAAAGAGCAAGAUGAUGGUCGGUCUCAAGAAAAGCAAAUACAAUGCCAGCAAAGCCAUAAGCAACCUCGUCUUCCACCGCAAAGUUCACGACCAUUUGUCUUCCUUGAGCUGUCGGUCCGACGACUCUCUCUCCUUCGUUUCGCCACGAGAGUACGAGUUCAGCUGCAGCAACACCCCGGCUUCCUACCACCACCACAAGCGCAAACACAACCACUACUACAAGUCGAAUUACCGAUACGAAGACGUUACGACUGUCGCCGCGGUGCAAAAGGUUCUGGAGAUGUUGAACAACGAGGCCGCGGCGGAGGAGUCGCCGUCGCCGAUGGUUUUGCCGGGGUUUGGACGGAGUCCGUUGGUGAGGCAACUGAGGGUGACGGACUCGCCGUUCCCGUUGAAGGAUGACGGUGAUAGUCAAGUGGAUAUGGCGGCGGAGGAGUUCAUAAACAAGUUUUACAAAGAUCUUAAGCUACAGAAACGGUCUGCCCUUGAAUAUCCUGCUCAUAAUAGAUGGGGACGAUGA
This is a messenger RNA of Hibiscus syriacus, 603 nucleotides long. RefSeq lists its product as uncharacterized. The record is from RefSeq and is a predicted model, not a curated record. The transcript has a single exon. The coding region runs from base 1 to 603 and encodes 200 amino acids. Lineage: Eukaryota; Viridiplantae; Streptophyta; Magnoliopsida; Malvales; Malvaceae.